AUGGUUCGGGCUAUCAAAGGCACUUUGGUCGAAUGUGAUCCCUCGAUCAAAUCAAUCAUCAUCAACAUCGACAGCAAAGACAAUGAAUACAUAAUCGAGGACCUCGACGAGACUCAUCUUGUGGUUAAAGACAACAUGGUGGCAAAGCUGAAAGUAGAACUCGAUAUGCGUCUAAGAGAGAACGUCCCCGAGGUUGAGGGCGACUCCGACUCUGAUCAGGAUGUCAAAUAG
Molecule: messenger RNA, 231 nt
Organism: Hypoxylon fragiforme
Lineage: Eukaryota; Fungi; Ascomycota; Sordariomycetes; Xylariales; Hypoxylaceae
Product: RNA polymerase 2 general transcription and DNA repair factor tfiih component
Exons: 3
Coding region: 1-231 (76 amino acids)
Biological process (GO): transcription by RNA polymerase II; transcription initiation at RNA polymerase II promoter; nucleotide-excision repair
Cellular component (GO): transcription factor TFIIH core complex; transcription factor TFIIH holo complex
Source: RefSeq, a predicted model, not a curated record